This is a messenger RNA of Gamsiella multidivaricata, 1364 nucleotides long. RefSeq lists its product as uncharacterized. The coding region runs from base 18 to 1340 and encodes 440 amino acids. The record is from RefSeq and is a predicted model, not a curated record. Lineage: Eukaryota; Fungi; Mortierellomycota; Mortierellomycetes; Mortierellales; Mortierellaceae. The transcript is spliced from 2 exons.
CACCUCUUCAACCACAUAUGCUUCUGGACUUCACGCUGUUUGGGUCGCGUCCUUAUGAUGCCAACUCGGGUAUAACCAUUGACAUUGGUUGGAUAAUGACCUCCAAUCUUAAUUGGUACUCGGUUGUGCUUAAAUUAUUGCAAAACGAUAAGAACCCGGUCCUUCUCAAGGCUUGGCCAGAGGUCCUCCAAGGUGUUCAGCAGAUAAGGAUUACUUUUCCGAAUGUCAAAGGUGUCCUGAGAGUCCACUUGGAGUUAUGGUGUACCAACGUGAACAGCCCCAUCGAACCCGUGCUCUGUAGUCAAUCCCCACCCUUCAUUCUCUCGCCAGCCCCGCCAACCCCUGUUUUCCUCCCAGGUCUGGACCCCAUCUCCCCCGAGUUCACCCUCCCACCCGACCGACUAUCCCCAUCUGAAACCAUCCCUCCGUCCUCCUCUACCUCUGCUGAAAUGCCCGCUGCCGCAAUUGUCGGAUUAGUCAUCAUGGGUAUAGUCAUCCUUGCGGCCGCGUACUUCAUUGUCUGGAAGCAAUGCCGUCGGUCCGAAGCUGGGCCAGGGAUACACCAACGGCUGUGCGAUGCUUUAUCACCAGGACCUCGCGACAACGACCACAGUUCCUCGAUUCAGGGAAGUAGUCCUAUCAAAGAGAUCUCGAAUCCGUGCAUCGAUGUGCCUUGGGUCCCACAAUUCGAACCAAAGUCGUUUCCCUCAGAGCAUGCGCCACGCGUGCAGGACCGGACGAUGGUCCCCGGGAAGGCACACAGGAAUGGGGUGAUGAUGCCGCCAUCUCCAGCCCUUAGAGUCCCGCCUUCGUUGCCUGUUCCGCCUCGGCGCCUACCUCGUGCGGCCGAGCCACGUAGGCCACGGAUGCCAAGAGCAGUAAUACUGCCAGAUCUGCACGACUCGGCCUCAAGAACCAUGUUUCCACCGACAGCAGGAGAACAACGCGUACCGUCUCGUCAGUAUAAACGAGUGUUUAGGAAAGAAGAGCACAGGCCAGAAAGAGUCGGCCGAGAGACAGGAUUACGCUUGCAUGAUCCAAAAAGGACGCAAGGACGGCCGUAUGAUGGAUACGAUCGAUUGUCGACUGCAGAAUCGAUCGCGGAUAUCACGAGCGCGUAUCUAGAGGACCUUCUUGUGGAGAGAAAUGAAUCCUACGAGAGACAGGAUACAGAAGGAAGGAGGAACGAGGUGUUGGACGAUUAUCGCAGCACAUGUGACCAUGGCCGUAUGCCUGGAGUUGGCUCCCAUUGGGAGGCACGUAGCACGCACAGUCGACGGUAUCCGCGUGCGAUAUCCUCGCCGCCCGUACCUGCCAGCUCCGCCCGAAUCACACAUUGAACUUGAACGCAUUUUUUUAAGGAU